Budorcas taxicolor (takin) is the source of this 492-nucleotide messenger RNA. RefSeq names its product olfactory marker protein (gene OMP). Bases 1 to 492 code for a protein of 163 amino acids. The record is from RefSeq and is a predicted model, not a curated record. The transcript has a single exon. Gene Ontology annotation, cellular component: cytosol; neuronal cell body; nucleus. NCBI's taxonomy places the organism in Eukaryota, Metazoa, Chordata, Mammalia, Artiodactyla, Bovidae. Gene Ontology annotation, biological process: signal transduction; sensory perception of smell.
AUGGCGGAGGACGAGCCGAAGCCUUCGCAGCUCAGCAUGCCCUUAGUCCUGGACCGGGACCUGACCAGGCAGAUGCGGCUGCGCGUGGAGAGCCUGAAGCAGCGCGGGCAGAAGCGCCAGGAUGGCGAGAAGCUGCUGCGGCCGGCCGAGUCCGUGUACCGCAUUGACUUCAUCCAGCAGCACAGGCUGCAGUUUGAGCGCUGGGAUGUCAUGCUGGACCAGCCGGGCAAGGUCACCAUCACGGGCACCUCCCAGAACUGGACGCCCGACCUCACCAACCUCAUGACGCGGCAGCUGCUCGACCCCGCGGCCAUCUUCUGGCGCAAGGAGGACUCGGAAGCCAUGGACUGGAAUGAGGCCGACGCCUUGGAGUUCGGGGAGCGCCUGGCCGACCUGGCCAAGAUCCGCAAGGUCAUGUACUUCCUCAUCACCUUCAGCGAGGGCCUCGAGCCCACCAACCUCAAGGCUUCCGUGGUCUUUAACCAGCUCUGA